Quercus lobata is the source of this 981-nucleotide messenger RNA. RefSeq lists its product as uncharacterized. Lineage: Eukaryota; Viridiplantae; Streptophyta; Magnoliopsida; Fagales; Fagaceae. The transcript has 3 exons. The record is from RefSeq and is a predicted model, not a curated record. Bases 1 to 981 code for a protein of 326 amino acids.
AUGGAUGGUUCUGAUGAUGAGCAGAGGUCUGACAACCCAAAAUUCAAUGAGAGGACUGAUAUGACAAAUGUUCAGUUGGUAAAAGGGAUGAAGUUUCCACACUCCAAGGUUUUUAGGAAGGCUUUAAGGGAGUAUGUGAUUCAGCAUCACAUUGAUAUCAAGUGGAAGUUGAAUGAGAAGAAAAAGAUUUAUGUACAUUGUAAGAACAACUGUGGAUGGAGGUGUUAUGCCUUAAUGGUGACUGGAGAUUGCAUAUUUGAAAUCAAGACACUUAAUCCUAAGUGUACCUACCCCUUAACAUUUCAAAAUGGGCAAGUUACAUCAGUUUAUGUGGCAAAUAGGUGUAUGUAUAGAUCAAGGAAGGCAACUAAAGGUUUGAUCAUUGGGAAUGAAGAGGCUCUGUAUGGCUUACUUAGAGAUUAUGCAGAAAUGAUAAGGAGGACAGAUGUAGGAAGCAAGGUGAUACUGCAAACAGAGAUAGAAAAUGAGAAUGCAGAACCCAAGUUUAAAAGGAUGUACAUUAGGUACAAUGCUCAGAAAGUUAGCUUUCUAGGUGGUUGUAGACCCUUUGUUGGGUUGGAUGAAUGCCACUUGAAGGGUAGGUUUGGUGGGAAAUUAUUGUCUGUCACUGCCAAGGAUGAAAAUGACAAUAUAUUCCCAGUGGCAAUGGAUGUGGUUGAGCAAGAGAACAAGGACAGCUGGAUUUGGUUCUUGGAGCAGUUUGCAGAUGACAUUGGCGAGCCAGAGGAUCUUAAUCUAGUAUUCAUCAGUGACAGGCAGAAGGGCCUUUUGCUUACAAUGGAGACUCCAUUCCCAAUUGUAGAACACAGGUAUUGUGUGAAACAUAUAUACAACAACUUCAAAGUUAACCACAAAAGCAUGGAGUUGAAGAGUGUAUUGUGGAGGUGUGCUAGCACAACAUCAAUCAGAGAUUUUGAUAGGAGGAUGGAGCAUCUUAAGAGUUUGGAUGAAGAAACUUGA